UUAGCAGCCACUGAUAUACUGCUCUGAAUUUACUUGCUAAGGGCAAUUUUUGGGGCAGCAUAAUGCUCAGAUAUUUAUCAGCAGAUUCAGGGGAGGGCGGGGAUGAGACUGCUGGUUGGCUUUCCAACCAAUCAGCAACAGAUUUUCCAGGUGAUUUGACAUGGGAACUUCGAGUAAUGAAUCAGACCAUGCAUCUUCCCCUAAGGUAUCGGAGCAUGAGACAAGAACAAAUGGUGAUUUGGAAGAGAGUUCUCCAAUAGCUGCUGCUAAUGAACUCAAUUCAGUCACCUCAAGCAAAAACUUAGAUACCUCAUCAUCUUCCUUAUCUCAUUCUCCUUUACCUGACUCUCCAGUUGAACAUCCUCACAACACCACUACACCAUCUCAAACUGAAGUGGAAGGCAAUGAUAAUUUAGACUCUAACUUGGACACUGGAUAUGAACAUGAAAUACCAACUGCUGAGUCGCCAGCAUCAACUCCUGAUGAUGAAAUGCUACUCUUUACUUUAGACUCUGGAGAUGACAAAGAGAACCAUGAAAUAUAUAACGCUUAUGUGGCAUUAUCUACCCUGUCCCCGGAAUUAACUGAUUCUACACUUGAGUUGGGUUCAAAUGCCCCGACAACAUCACCACCCACACAAGUGAUGGAGAGGCCAUCAGGAUCCAAAUACAGAAUACCAUCUUCUGUAUUUGCUAGAAGCAUGUCUAACACUCCAGACUGGAGUUGUGCUUCUAAUGAAUCACUGUUUAGCAUUCGGAUGGGUAAUAUGAGUUUCAGAACAGAUGAUUUCUGGAAAUCUGGAGAGAUAGGCCUUAAAUCUGCAGAGCUGGAAAUGAUCAAAAACGGUGAUUCAUUUAUGCUAAGAUCUGAGGAGCUUGGAUUUAGCAGAGAACUUGAAAUGCAAUCCGGAGAUCUUGGAAUUGCAAAUGGGGGGUUGGGAACGGGAACCAGCCAUCUAGAAUUAAUACCUGGAGAGCCGGUCACAACUACAGAACCUUUUAUGUCUAGUCAGAUGUUUAGUUACUCUCAGACCCCUAAUAUGGCAACAAGUAACUCCGGAAAAACUGCUGAGUUAGGUGUUGCUAUUGAGACCAUGAAGGAAGUCAUCAGGGAGGCUGCAGAUCACAGAAGUAAAAAUUCUAUAUCUGAUGGAUCAGUUGCGGGUACAACUAAUAAUAGAUCAAGUACAGAAUCUUUCGCCUUUUCAUCUGGAGCAGAUAAUUCAUUAAGAGGAGGCAUUACAGUAAAGUCAGACAGAGGAUCAUCACCGGCUCCAACACAAUCUACAUCUCAACCAAAAAAAGAGCAGGAGCCAAAGAGCCCGGCAGCAGCUCUACAAACAGCUAAAACUGGUUGGUUUUCAUGGAUGUCAUGCUAUUGGUGUCGCCCAUAUUGUUGCUUGUAACUGUCCCCCACUUCCAACUGGUUGCAUCCUUCAUGAUCGAAAUGAUGAUUCCAACUACUGCAAUCUGCUCAUCGCGAAGUUUUAAGCACCAGAAAUGGUACAAAUCGAGUUGUUCGAUUAAAAGAAACAAGAGAACUUCAUCAUCUGUUAUACACUGCCCUGGGAAUGGGACGUUCACAUAUGCAUAUGCAGUAUGUUUACCCCCAAGAGUCGAUGGAAGGACUGAUGAGAACCCCUCAACAGAAAUGCUUUGUUCAGCAAACAAUGAACCUAGAGAUUGAUUAAUCUUCAUAGUUUAGUAUCUAGUGCAUAGGUUAUGCAGCAUGACUUGUUGCCAAUGGAAAGCCAGCUUUAUGUAGAGACUUGGCACAUUGUUGCCUUUCAUUUUUGACAAUACAAUUAUAAGUUAGGAUACAAAAAUUAGUCAAUCAAAAUGAUUUCUUUUUUAAAUU
This is a messenger RNA of Daucus carota subsp. sativus, 1857 nucleotides long. RefSeq lists its product as uncharacterized. The coding region runs from base 161 to 1405 and encodes 414 amino acids. The record is from RefSeq and is a predicted model, not a curated record. The transcript has 5 exons. NCBI's taxonomy places the organism in Eukaryota, Viridiplantae, Streptophyta, Magnoliopsida, Apiales, Apiaceae.